AGCAAACCCCGGCGCUCCCCGGCGGCGGCGGCGGCGGCGGCGGGGACGGGGGGCAGCCCGGGACUCGGGCCGGGCCAGGGACCACCCUGCGGGCAGGGGGCAGCGGGGGCGGCGGCGGGACGGGCGCAGCCGAGCCCCCGAGCGCACAUGGGCGCCCCAGAUGUGGCCGCGGCGCCGCAGCUGGAGCGGGAGCCGCAGCCAGAGGAGCGCGGGGAGGAGGAGGAGGAGGAGAAGGAGGAGGAGGAGGAGAGUGAGGAGGAGGGCUUCAGUGGCGGCCCGGAGUUACCUCCACGCUUGGCUCCCCCGCCCUUGCCGCCCGGAGCCACUCACCCGACGAGCCACCUCCCCUCCUCCCCGCGCUCCUUCGGGCCGCGCCGCCCUGCCGCUGAGUCCUAGGGUGAGCCGGCUCCAGAUGGGGGCCCCGGGUACACAGGGGCUGUCACUGUUUGGAGGUGACCCGGGCGCCCCUCCGAGAUCGGCGUCGGCCUCCGGGCUGCGCCAAGUGCACUGCUGCCGAGGUCGCUGUACAGGGCGAGGGCAGACCUUGUGCGUACUGAGGCUCGGGGCUGUGGGUGGGUGGGGUGCCUGGGCGAGUUUAGAAACCUUUAUUGACAAAGUGGAGUUGGGAGUUGUGGUGGUGGAGAACCGAGAAGGGCGCAGGACAAGCCAGGUGUCUGCGACUGUGCGCCCCUUGCCGAAGAAGCUGCCGUGCGCGUGUACCAGGGGAAUGAUAAAGUGUCCUUGCAGAAGGGUCUUGACACUUGCUCCUGGACGGUGGGCCGCAACUCCCUGAGCAGCGCUGCUCACGCGCCCGCGGCGCCGGGUAGAGCCUGGAAAGUGAGGCGAGUCGGAUUCGCUAGGUGUGGGUCCGGUCGAACGCGCAGGUGGCGCGGCGGGAAGCUUCUGGGGGCAGGGACCCCGCGGCUCAGGCGCGCAGGACGUUGGUGGGGCACUGGCGGUUCAAUCGGCGCAGACAGUCGCGGGUCGAGGGACUCAUCCCGGAGGCGCUGCGCCCGGAGGUGACCUAGGGGCUGCCGUCGCACAGCCGCCGCUCCUGGACCACCGCCUCAUGACCGCGCUGCAGCCUCGGGCUCCCGCGCGCCGCUCAUGCCUUGCUGGGGGCCUUGGGCGAGUGGAAGGGCUCCCGGGUCGAGCGGAGGGCGCGGAGUCCUGGCCUCGGAUGCGAGAGCGAACUGGGUCCUGUAGCAGGCUCGGAUAACCGCAGUGGCCGCGCGCGUUUCCCUCCCUUUCGAUCUUGCUCUGGCUCCCGCCUU
Zalophus californianus (California sea lion) is the source of this 1274-nucleotide messenger RNA. Its product is annotated as heterochromatin protein 1-binding protein 3-like. The transcript has a single exon. The coding region runs from base 148 to 396 and encodes 82 amino acids. The record is from RefSeq and is a predicted model, not a curated record. NCBI's taxonomy places the organism in Eukaryota, Metazoa, Chordata, Mammalia, Carnivora, Otariidae.